AUGAAGUUCACUACUUUGACCGGUGCAUUGGCACUCUUCGCCACCGCAGUUUCCGCCCUGGACAAGCCUCUCAACAUUCAAGUCGACAAGGCCGUUGAAUGUAGCCGCAAGACCAAGGCUGGUGACAAGAUUGAGGUUCACUACCGUGGUACUCUUGAGGAUGGUGGCAAGGAGUUUGAUGCCAGUUACAACAGAGGCCAGCCUUUGAGCUUCCACGUCGGCAAGGGUCAGGUUAUCAAGGGUUGGGACCAGGGCUUGCUUGACAUGUGCCCUGGAGAGAAGCGCACAUUGACCAUCCAGCCCGAGUGGGCCUACGGCAGCAGAGGCAUGGGUCCUAUCCCUGCCAACAGCGUUCUUGUCUUCGAGACCGAGCUGGUCAGCAUCGCUGGCGUCAAGAAGGACGAGCUCUAA
Molecule: messenger RNA, 411 nt
Organism: Aureobasidium pullulans EXF-150
Lineage: Eukaryota; Fungi; Ascomycota; Dothideomycetes; Dothideales; Saccotheciaceae
Exons: 4
Coding region: 1-411 (136 amino acids)
Biological process (GO): protein peptidyl-prolyl isomerization
Molecular function (GO): peptidyl-prolyl cis-trans isomerase activity
Source: RefSeq, a predicted model, not a curated record